Messenger RNA from Solanum tuberosum (potato), 781 nucleotides. RefSeq names its product zinc finger protein GIS-like. Bases 178 to 765 code for a protein of 195 amino acids. The record is from RefSeq and is a predicted model, not a curated record. Lineage: Eukaryota; Viridiplantae; Streptophyta; Magnoliopsida; Solanales; Solanaceae. The transcript is spliced from 2 exons. Gene Ontology annotation, biological process: negative regulation of abscisic acid-activated signaling pathway.
GUUGUCCUAGUUUUGUUUCAAGAACUAUUACUGUUUGCACUUCAAAAGGGCGUUUUUACCACGAUAAAAGUGUUGUCUAAUUUAUUUUUUCUUCCUCCUCAUUUGUUGUUCCAUUUGCAAGAUUUUCUGGGAGUUGAGGGGCUAUGUAUUGGCUCAAAUCUGCUACAUAUUAGAGGAAUGGAGAGUGAGAAAGUAAGCCAUGUCCAAUCAAAUAACCAUACAUCAGAAGACAACAACAACACAAGGUCAUUUCCUUGUUUAUAUUGUUCAAGAAAGUUUCACAGUUCACAAGCAUUGGGUGGUCAUCAAAAUGCUCACAAGAAAGAAAGGACAGCAGCUAGAAAGAACAAGAGAUCAAUUAUGCCAUCUCAUCAUCAUCAUCAUGACUAUGCUACUAACUUCUCUUCACUACUACCACAAGGCACGCCUCUUGUUUUUGCACCUAAUCAUCAUCCCAUUGGCCUUAUAAAUCAUCCUUCUCUUUACAUUACUGCUCAUGCAGCCAACUUUUGCCACUUCCCACCUAGCCAACAACAGUUUUCUAGCAGAUCAUUUGGAUCAAAUGGAGCACCAAGAUUUGAAAAUAAUAAUAAUAAUAAUAACGCGACGAUCCUCUAUCGAAAUCAAUUUGGGAACUAUAUGAAUAAUAGUAAUAGUAACCCUUAUGUGUGCAACGAUGACUUCUUUGAAGAAUGUCAAGAGAACGUACCAACUUUUGUUAAGGACGAUAGAGAUCAGAAGCUUGAUUUGUCACUUCAUUUAUAAUUUCCCUUUUUUUUUG